Molecule: messenger RNA, 1559 nt
Organism: Acromyrmex echinatior (Panamanian leafcutter ant)
Lineage: Eukaryota; Metazoa; Arthropoda; Insecta; Hymenoptera; Formicidae
Gene: Atg3
Product: Autophagy-related protein 3
Biological process (GO): glycophagy; nucleophagy; autophagosome assembly
Cellular component (GO): cytosol; phagophore assembly site
Molecular function (GO): Atg8-family ligase activity
Source: RefSeq, a predicted model, not a curated record
AAAAUUGUUCUCAGUUUGGAAUGUUGCCUUAGAUUCUAAACUGAGGUUGUGUGCUACUUGGUUCGAAUGUGAAUUGAUUCGGCGAGUCGAAAAAAAGAGAAUAAUCUUGCGGAUAUCGCGACGCAAGAAGGAAAGGCUUUUAUCGCGGAUUUAAAAUGAGACUCAGCUGAACGACAUUAUUAAUUUCAUCCCUUUUCGCAUCGGAUACGGGCUAUCUAUCCAUCUGUCUGUCUCGCUCUAAAUCGUUGUGUACAAAUCGUAGACAAUGCAAAGCGUAAUAAAUUCCGUGAAGGGCACUGCGUUGGGCGUUGCCGAAUACUUGACGCCGGUGCUGAAGGAAAGCAAAUUCCGAGAAACUGGUGUCUUGACACCAGAGGAGUUUGUAGCAGCUGGCGACCAUUUGGUGCAUCAUUGUCCCACAUGGCAAUGGGCUACCGGCGAUGAAGAUAGGGUCAAGUCUUACUUACCAAAGGGUAAACAGUUCCUUCUUACUCGUAAUGUUCCCUGUACACGUCGAUGUAAACAGAUGGAAUACAGCAAUGAGCAAGAAUGUAUUAUCGAAGCUGACGAUCCUGAAGGUGGUUGGGUGGACACCCAUCAUUAUGCCACUAGUAUCGCUGGCCUAGAUGAAAGAGUGACAGAAAUGACAUUGGAAGAGACACUGGGAGAACCAUCUCAAUUUCAAGAUAACGCAGACGAGGACGAGGAUGAUGAGGAUGCUGCUGAUAUGGAUGCUUUCGAAAUUAGUGGCAUGCUAGAUGAGCAAGAUAAGCAUGCCGUGACGGAAAGCACUAAAAAGAAUAGCCACGAGAAACGAGAUUUAUUUACGGAGGGAGAGAUUAUUCACACUCGCACCUAUGACUUGUACAUUACAUAUGAUAAAUAUUAUCAAACACCCAGAUUAUGGUUGUUUGGCUACAACGAGAAUCGGAAGCCGCUUAGCGUAGAAGAGAUGUACGAAGAUGUUAGCCAAGAUCAUGCUAAGAAGACAGUUACGAUGGAGACUCACCCUCAUAUACCUGGUCCUCCUAUGGCUUCUGUUCACCCGUGCAGGCAUGCUGAAGUAAUGAAGAAAAUUAUGGAGACAGUGAUGGAAGGCGGUGGAGAAUUAGGAGUGCACAUGUACCUCAUAAUAUUUUUGAAAUUUGUUCAAUCCGUCAUACCAACGAUCGAAUAUGACUACACGCAAAAUUUUAUGCUAAAUGCAGCCAGCUAAAUGCAUCACUAGUAUUAAGUUAUCAGCAUUAUAUUAUGAUUAUUAUAAAUUGCUUUCCAACUAUUUAAUAGCUACACGAGAUAAUUGUGUAUCAAUGUUUACGCUUUUCAUCAUAAAUACAAGGGUCAUAAGGAUAUUUGGGAUUAUAAGGAUUCUAAAGAAUUUCGAAUUGACUUUCGAGGAUUCAGGAAUCUUGAUAAAAAUAUCGAACAUAAAUAUUUACACCUGUAAAUUGAGAAGAUAUGAAAUUGCACAUGUCUCGAGCGUAUAGCAUUUAAGGAUCCAUUUGUACACUCGUCCUAAUUAAUUUUAAUCAAAUACACUUCAAGAUAUUUUUUCUACA